CAACACCGACGCCGACUCUGAAGCAGCAGAUGAACUCCCAGCCCAAGAACCAGCCACAGCCAGUUCGUAUCAAGAGGACAUCUGGACACACGUUUUACUGUUGGAUCUUUAUACAGCGGACGUUUUCACGUAGCUGAUGUCGACUGGGCUGAUAAAAGUAAAAGAAGUAUAUAUUCAAUUCCUCCGGAGAACCCCGCAACUCGGGGGUUGAACUGCUUUAUCCUGCUAGAUCUAGUUGGGCAAGGAGCAACACACGGAACAUGGAGGGCCUGCACUCCCACUGCCUCAAGUGCUUCAACAGAAGAUGCAUGCUGAGACCAGAGGCCGGCGUGUGCUGCACCCUCAUCUGCUGCCCUCUGGUCUGCGGGGCAGUUUUUCACUCCUGCAAACAAGAGGAACACCGCCUGCUGUGCCCGUAUGAACGGCUGGCGUGCCUCAACAGCGGAUUUGGCUGCCCGUUCACUAUCCCGAGGAUCAGGAUGGCAAAGCACCUGGCCACGUGUCCGGCCAGUAUAGUGUGCUGCACCAUGGAGUGGAAUCGCUGGCCCGUGAGCUACUCUGACCGCAAGUCCUAUGAAAACUUGAGCAAAGACUUUGACGAGGUGGAGCAGCUAGACAUGGCCUUGGCUCUGCAGGAUCAGAGGAUGCUGUUGGAGUCCCUGAGAGUCACCACCAACGUGUCAAAGAAUAGCGAUAAAGCAGCAAAUGAAAGCGAUAAAAUGGCCACCGCGUCGAGUCUGCCAGAGACAGUGUUGGGUACCGCAACAGUGGAAAUGGAGGAAGUGCCCUAUAGUGGCUUAUACAGAGCUUCAAUGGAGACAAGCAGAAGUUUAGCAGCGGCCUUGGACAUCCUCAGCAAUGGCAAGGACAUUGGGGUUAUUGUUGGAAAUUUGAAUGGCGAAGAGACAGGGAAAAAUGAACCGCUCCAAAAUGGUGAUGGUCAUGUCGCGGAGGGUGGGAAGAAUGUAGAUAUGCAAGGGAGCGACUCUGAUUCAGAGUGUGAGCUCGGAGCGGUGGGCGGUGUGGAUUGUGCAGUCGAGACUGAUAGACAGGAUGAGGCCACCGGCUGGGGAGAAGGAAAUGAUUUUGUGGAGUUGUUUUUUGAAGAGAAGGACAACAUUGUCGAGGAGACGAUAAAUGACUCCAACCAGGUCUGGCCGGAGUUGCCUCAGGAUUACAUGCCGGUUGUAGCGCUGGAACCUCCUGUGCCACAACAAGCACCGGUCCCACAUCCGAUGCCUUUCCUGCUGUCCGAGCACGUGAGGAAUAACUUCUUACAACAGUUGCCUACUGAACUCCGGUACAGGUGUUUGGAGCGUAAGCUGCAGAACGUGGAAGUGCUUCGAGGGAUGAAUAUGUUUACGUUCAACGGACGCCGGGCGCUGCUGUCGGACCCGUACCUGUUUCGAGCAAAGAUGGAGGACAAGUCGGUAGACACGUCGGAUCUUGAAGUAGCAGACGACCCCAUGGGCCUCCACGGCAUCGAUCUCAUCACUGCGGCGUUGCUCUUCUGCCUGGGCGACUCUCCGGGGGGGAGAGGAAUCUCGGACAGCAGGUUUGUCGACGGCUACCACAUUGACUUCGGCACCCAGACGUUCUCCUUCCCGUCGGCCAUUCUGGCCACCAACACCAUGGUGGGAGACAUCGCUUCAGCCUCAGCCUGCGAUCACGCCAGCCCGCAGCUCUCCAAUCCGAGCCCCUUCCACACCCUCAGGCUGGACCUGGUGCUCGAAUGCGUGGCUCGAUACCAAACCAAGCAGCGCUCCAUGUUCACGUUUGUGUGUGGGCAGCUAUUCCGGCGAGAUGAGUUCUCUUCUCAUUUCAAAAAUGUUCACGGGGAUAUUCACGCGGGACUCAAUGGCUGGAUGGAGCAACGUUGCCCCUUGGCCUACUACGGCUGCACCUACUCCCAGCGGCGAUUCUGCCCGUCCGUACAGGGCUUCAGAAUCAUUCACGACCGGCACCUCGGCUCCUUCGGGGUCAAGCCGGGUUUGCCCUUGAACGCUGGGGAAAACCUUCCAAAAAAAACCCGGCGCCUUGGCUCCCGGUGCGAUCAGUUCAGCAAUCUUCCAUUCGAAGUGUUGCAGCAUGCAGCAAGUUUCCUGGACAGCUUUAGCUUGUGCCAACUGUCCAGGGUGUCCCGCACCAUGAGGGACGUGUGCGCCAGUCUGCUUCAGAUGCGCGGCAUGGUCGUCCUGCUGUGGGAGAAGAAGCGGCGUGCCGACGGGUCUCCUACAUGGCAGAUCACCGACAAGGUGUGGCGAUUCAGCACGGCCUUUGGCACGGUGAACGAGUGGAAGUUCGCCAACAUCGCCAGCAUGGCCGACCACCUCAAGAAGUGCCAGUUCAAUAAGGUUGCCCGGCGGGAAGAGGCGAUCCCUCUGCCGUGCAUGUGCUUCACCAGAGAGCUCACAAAGGAAGGAAGGUGUUUACGCUCAGUUCUCAAACCGGUAGCCUAAGGGAUUCUGAAAGAUGAAGACAUCUUUUGGACUUUUCGGAGACCAUUAGAACUCAAAAACCUGUGCAUUUCCCUCCAGUGUUUACAGACGUACGUCUCUUUCUGCCUCAAAAGCAAGUCCUGGUUGAAACUUUGGAUUGUGUUUUGCCCUUUGCCUCACGUUUGAAAUAAUCUUCACUGUGAGUGGCUGACGUGCUUAUCACAGAUCAGGAUCGUAAACCAGCUAAAAAAAAGGCUUGCAUUCUAAUGGAUUUAUUAACACCAGUGUACUAAGUUUUACCUUCAUCUGCUCUGACAUGAAAAAACAGAUGUAGAUUUUUAUUUACAGUACUGCGCUACAAAGGAGGUAAGAGUACAGCCUUAACUUAUGAUACUUGAUUUUGUAGGCACGAGGUUGAACAUCUCUGUGAGAUUUACUCUUUUCUUGCACGGUUUUAUAUUUUUUCCUGAUACCCAGAGUGACCACAUGUGUUCUGCUUUGAGCUUAGUCUACAUUUAAGACCAAACAUCUGUGGUAAGCAACUUCACUGGAUUUUGUUUCCAAUGUGAGUGUUGAUUUUUGUUCACAAGCACGUAUCAUCACGUUUGCCGUUUUUUAAAUGCAGGGUGGUCCGGCACAUUAUAGCAGUAAGAGGAUGCGGUCCAUCCUCCUUUUAUCUUAUCUCACCUCUGACUAAUGGGCCGUCAUGUUAGGCGGGUGGCAGAUGAGGCGACACUACUCACCAGCCAAAAGGUUUUAGCUGUGGUUGGUUUGUUCCACCAGCAACAUUUAACCAGCAAUCGUGUGACGGUUUUACACAAAAACAAAUGUAGCAAAUAAAAUGAUGAAUGUACUCGAUGAAUAAAAGAAUCCAUCAGUGACUGAGGAGCUCGGUUUGCCUCCCUUGGCGUCAGACCUCAUAAAACCCUGCAGGACAGGUAAUGAACGGGCGGUAAUGAGCACCACUAAUUGUGUUAGUUUUCAUUAUUUAUCAUGGUUGUUGGUUGAUUUUGUCAUUACACGUCCACUGUUCAAAUGUGUUGGCGUCUCAGGGUCGUAGCGUGAAGCUUUGUCGCGCAGCACAUGCCGCGUGGCCGUCAAGACCAGCUGACUCGUCAGCUGGUGGAUUAUUACGGGGUCUAAGGAGGCCGCACUGGUGAGCCGCUCAGUAUUCUAACAACAUUACAGUGUUUUUCAGUGCGGGGCGACCGGAUGACACGUUGGCCGUCCAUCCGUGUCGUGUUUUUAACGGCGCACCUGGAACAGGCAGCAGAAAAGCUGCGUUCUGUGAGGCGAUCACACUUUAAAACACAAUUUAGAAACACGGUCUAAGGAAACACAUUUGGCUCAAUUAUGUCAACAUGUUUUGCAAUGUGCAUUGGAGAUUUUUUGACAGUAUCACUGUAAAAGUAAGCAAUUACUGCUAAGAAACGGUUCUAAUACUUUGAAGGAAUUUGAUGUUUUUUUUUUAUUUUAAAGAUAUUUUUGAAGUUUGAUGUAAAGCCCAAAAGACGACAACUAAGCUGUGUUUUUACUCUGUCCAUAUCAAUGUUUGUUUUAUUUCUUUUGUACAGGUACUGUUAUUUGAAGAAAAAAAAUAAUUUGCCUCCUAUCUAGAUUUGAAUUGCACAUGAAUGCAUGUACUGUACAAUUUGAAUUAUAAGGCUGAUCUUUGCCUAAGUACCAGAAUUUCCCUCCCACAUGUUUUGCAUUAGAGUUUGACACCUUUGUAAAUGAACAGUUUGUCAGUGAAGUGCAUUUUCAUAACAUUUUUUUAAACUUGUCAUAUUAAACAAUCGUCCUCAGCCA
Molecule: messenger RNA, 4247 nt
Organism: Pungitius pungitius (ninespine stickleback)
Lineage: Eukaryota; Metazoa; Chordata; Actinopteri; Perciformes; Gasterosteidae
Gene: fbxo30a
Product: F-box protein 30a
Exons: 3
Coding region: 261-2459 (732 amino acids)
Molecular function (GO): protein binding; ubiquitin protein ligase activity; zinc ion binding
Source: RefSeq, a predicted model, not a curated record